Arachis duranensis is the source of this 4736-nucleotide messenger RNA. RefSeq lists its product as uncharacterized. The coding region runs from base 3132 to 4322 and encodes 396 amino acids. The record is from RefSeq and is a predicted model, not a curated record. NCBI's taxonomy places the organism in Eukaryota, Viridiplantae, Streptophyta, Magnoliopsida, Fabales, Fabaceae. The transcript is spliced from 12 exons.
AUGCAAAAAAGUGUUAUAUUUCACCUCUUUCAUACAAGUAAAGCUAAUUGUCAUGCAUUUAUGUGCUUUAUUUAAUUAUAUCCAAAGUAGACCCAUUAAAUCCUAUAUUGAAAAGUGAUGAAUCUAUUUUUAAUUUUUUACUUUGUGUAUAUUCAACAAAUCCAUUGAGUUUUUAUACUGUUUUCUCUAUUCAGAAUCAUGUUCUGUUAUUUAUCUUUGAUUUCAAAUUUUAUGAAGCACUCUCAUAAUUAUAUUGAGAGUAGACCCAUUGGAUGGAAUAUUCAAAUUUCAUUAAUCUAUUUUUAUUCUUUAAUUUUGUGUAUAUUCAACGAAUCUAUUAAGUUUAGAUCAAGUGAAUUGGUGGUUACAUGUGGUCUGUGUGAAUCAUGAUGAGGAAAUGGAUUUUCUACCUAAUCUGUUCUAUUGGUAGUGAUGUGAUUGACAAGAAUUGAUGUAUAGCUUGCUGGUUGUUCCUUUAUAUAGUUUGAUUUGAUUUUAGGUCAAUUCAUUCCCAAUUUCAUUCUCUCCUAUUCAACUUUUGCAUUCCAAUUUUCAUUUUGAUUCACUAAUCUAUUUGGAUUUUUUGGGCUGAAUCUAGCAAUUUCUAAUUUUAUUUUGCAUUCAGAAUCAAAAUUUAUAGACCCAGCUUCUCCUAUUCAACUUUUGGAUUCCCAAUUUGAUGUUACUAUAGAAUUCUCUUCUAGGUAGUCUAUUUGAUGAGUGGUGAUGUGAUUGAUAGGAAUUGAUUGAUAAUUUUUUUGUGAUUUAUUUGUAUUUUGAAUAUAUAGAAGUAGAGCUGAUUGUCAUGAAUUUUUGUGCUUCUUUGAUAAAGGAAUAUUCUUUUUUUACUCCCAUUCAAUUUUUUGCACUCCCAAUUCCAUUCUCUACUGUUCAAGUCUUGCAUUCCGAUUUCAAUUCUGAUUCAAUAAUCCCAUUGAUGGGUCUUUCCUUUUCUUGCAUCGAAGUAGAGCUGAUUGUCAUGAAUUUUUGUGCUUCUUUGAUAAAGGAAUAUGCUUUUUCCACUCCCAUUCAAUUUUUUUGCACUCCCAAUUCCAUUUUUUACUGUUCAAGUCUUGCAUUUCCAUUUCAAUUUUGAUUCAAUAAUCCCAUUGAUGGAUCUUUUCUUUUUUUAAGCUAUGUCCAUCAAAUCCAUUAAGUUUACCGAAAAUGAAUUGCUGGUUGCAUGUGGGUUGUGAGAAUCAUUAUCAAGGAAUUGGCUUUGUAGCUAAUGUAUUCUAUUGGUCGUUAUGUGAUAGACAGAUUUUUAUUCAUGUUUGUGUAUACUUUUUUUUCCAAUUUAUUUGUAUACUUUUUUUUCCAAUUCAUUUGCUGUUUCCAAUGUAUGCCUACCUAAGACAUUUACCAACUCUCAAUGCCAUGAGUACAAUGAUUGUUUGGGGUAGUUGAUGACUGCCUUCUCUAUGGUGAAAUGACAUGUAGGUGUACUGUAGCAGGUAUGGUAUGACUUGGUCCCUAUUUCUUGGUUUCUUGAAACUUUCACUUGUUCUUGCUGUUUUUGUGUUGGUUCAGAUUUUGCCCCUCUCAUUAGUUGUCUCUAUGGCAUUGAAUGGAGAUGGAUAUGGAGUCAUAUUUUGUUUUUCCUGCAUUUCCAUAUUCAAUUUGAAUUCAAAAAGGUGAGACUCUCUCAUACAAGUAGAGCUAAUUGUGAUGCAUUUGUGUGCUUCAUUUAAUUAUAUCCAAAGUAGACCCAUUAAAUCCUAUAUAUUAACUGAUGAAUUUAUUUUUAAUCUUUUACUUUGUAUAUAUUCAACAAAUCCAUUUAGUUUUUAUACUAUUUUCUGUAUUUAGAAUCAUGUUCUUUCAUUUUAUGUUUGAUUUCAAAUUUUAUGAAGCACUCUCAUAAUUUUAUUGAGAGUAAACCCAUUGAAUGCAAUAUUAAAAUUUCAUGAUUUUUAUUGAUGUUUCUGUAUACUUUUUUUCCCAUUCAUUUGCUUUAUCCAAUGUAUGCCUACCUAAGACAUUUACCAACUCUCAUUGCCAUGAGUACAAUGAUUGUUUGGGGUAGUUGAUGACUCCCUUUGCUAUGGUGAAAUGACAUGUAGGUGCACUGUAGCAAGUAUGGUGUGAUUUGGUCCCUAUUUCUUGAUUUCUUGAAAGUUUCACUUGUUUUUGCUGUUUUUGUGUUUGUUCAGAUUUUGCCCCUCUCAUUAGUUGUCUCUAUGGCAUUGAAUGGAGAUGGAUAUGGACUCAUAUUUUGUUUUUCCUGUAUUUCCAUAUUCAAUUUGAAUUAAAAAGUUGUUGGAUGGACAUACAGCUCUUUAGACUGAAUUUAAGAGGUUCACUGAGAAAAGAAUGGCCUUGUGCGAGUAAAAUGGCUCCAUGGUAUUGUUUAUCUAACUAGCCCAUCUCUUUAUCCAAAGAAAAAUCUAUCCACCAGCUACUCGUCCCAUGAAAAUGUCUUCUGCACACAUAAUAAGGUUGUGCUAUUUAUUCUUCAUUGGAAAUUUGGCAAUCAUUAUCAAGGUAUGAGGUUUCAAUCUCACCCAUUUCCUGAAUGUUGAUGUGAUUGACAGAUUUUUAUUGAUGUUUAUGUAUACUUUUUUUCCUCAUUCAUUUUGCUGUUUCCAAUGUAUCUCUACCUAAGACAUUUACCAAGUCUCAUUGCCAUGAGUACAAUGAUUGUUUGGGGUAGUUGAUGACUGCCUUCCCUAUGGUGUGAUGACAUGUAGGUGCACUGUAGCAGGUUUUGCCCCUCUCAUUAGUUGUCUCUAUGGCAUUGAAUGGAGAUGCAUAUGGACCCAUGUUUUAUUUUCCCUCCAUUUUGCAUAUUCAAUUUGAAUUAAAAAAGGUGAGCCUAAAGCCCUUGAUUUUUUCUAUAAAAGGAUGGUUGGUGAUGCACAUUCAAUGCACAAACAUUCUGCUUUGUUUUAUUUCCUCCUAAGCUUUGUCUACAUCAGAAUUUUUCUGUUUACAUUUGAUCUAUUUCAUCAACUCUAUUUACCUCCUUUGUUUCUUUUUUUUUUCUGCAAUGCCUCCUCUAUUUGAUAUGAUUUCUAAGAUGCAUCCUCCUAGAGAGGCUUGGAGGCUGAAAGUUAGGGUUCUAAGGCUUUGGGUUGUACCCUCUUUUGGGAAUCAUGAUGUUCCUAACUCAAUGGAGAUGAUUCUCCUUGAUGAGCAUUCUUACAAUGCGAUGUGCAUUGUUUGGGGACUAUGUUAAUCAAGUAAAUCAUUUUCUUACCUCUGGCUAUGUGGAGCAGCCUGUUGUAGUGAUUCAACUUGCUAAAGUCAAGUUCUUUAGAGGUCAAGUAGGCCUUCAAAAUGUGAUGUAUGCCACUCAAAUAUUAUUUAAUCCUGAUCUUCCUGAAGUUGUUGAAUUCAGGCAGAGUAUGGUUGAGCAAGGUGUCAAUGGUACCCAGCCAUUGUUUAUUGCAAAUGAGGGUAAAGUUGUCUCCUUGGAAGAUGAUUUCAUGCGUUUAACUAGAAAAUGCACUGUUGAAGAGCUUCAAGAUAACAAUGAGGAGGGUUCUUUUAUCAUUUUUGGUACAAUCCAAGGUAUUGUUGAGGAUGGAGAUUGGUGGUAUUCUGCUUGUGUGUGUGAAAAGGGUAUCUAUCCUCAAAAUGGUGCAUAUUACUGUGAUUUUUGUUUGAAGCACAUAACUAAUGUGACUCCAAGAUUUAAAUUUAAAAUAACAGUUGAAGAUCAUAGUGGGGAGGGUAUUUUUCUUCUCUUUGAUCGUGAGGCAUCUUAUUUGCUUAAAAAAUCAUGUGCUGAUUUGUUUACCGAGGUUCAAAUAUAUGCAAGUCUUGUAUGUGGGGAUACUUAUCCUUCCUUAUUCCAAGGGCUCAUUGGAAAGAAGUUACUGCUGAAGGUUGAUACCAAAGGUGUGCCACAUGAUACAUUUUAUGGCACUUUCCGAGUUAGGAGAAUAUGUGAUGAUCCCACCAUUAUUGCCAUGUUUGAGCUUCCCGAUUAUGAUGCUGAUGAUGAGUCUACUCCAAAAAAGGAGGCUGAUUUACACAAAUCUGUUCCCUAUGGAGAAGGGGAUAUUGGUGUUAAGAAGAAUUCAUCAAAGAAUUUGAUCAAAAGUGAGAAAGUUACUGAUGAGAAAACACCCAGCAAUGAUACUGUUAGUGAUGAUCUUUCUGCUGAACUAGAUAUAUUGCUUAGCUCACCAGAAAAAGAAACUCAGGAGGUGUUGUCCCACGUUAUUGAUGCACCUUCCAAAUAUAGAGAGAAGCUUAUUCAUGAAAAUGAUGUUGUCACCUUCAAGGGCAAAAGGAAUCUGAAUCCCCAAUUUGAAGAGGCGGCUGCUGAUGUAGAUGGGCGUGGGUUCAAGAUUGCCAAGGUUAAUGGAGUUUGAUCUAAGGUGUGGAAUUGAGCUGAUGUGUCUAGGUGUAGGUAGUUUAUAUAGUAUAUCUACAAGUGUUUAGGAAGGCUUGUGAUUCCAAAUACAUCGAAAUAUAAUCAUGCUGGCUGGAUGGUAUUUUAAUUUGACCUUUUUGGAUUGUGUCCAACAAAUAGGAUUGUCAGAUAUAGGGGUUUUUCUUUUCUGUUGGCUCGUGUCAUCUGUCAACUAUGUCUAUUGUCAACUCCUUCUUUUGUAAUAGUGACUUUGCUAGGAAUUGGACACAUUUUCAAUGUUGUACCCUCUUUAGGUUAUAUACUAGGAUAUGUAUCAGAUCUUGGGAUCCUCCUUAUCAUAGGAGAGAUACCCAUAUGUAAUUGUGUAUAUCACUAUCACUAUUUUAAUGAAAUGCGGCAGUUCUUAUUUUUA